GGCGCUGGCUCGGAGUUCUGCGGCGGCCGCUUCAGCUGCUGAGGGACGGCGAGAGAGCGAAAGCUGCUUCACGGCGCUCCCGUUGCCCGCUGUGCGAGCGGGGUCCCGCCCCCCUAAAGCUGACCAGCGAUUCCAGUCAGAAGCCCCCGGUUGCCUUUGUUCUCUGAUGCCAUGCCAGCACCAACUCAGCUAUUGCUCCCAUUAAUUCGCAACUGUGAGAUUGGCAGGAUAUACAAUACUGCAUGUUACUGUCACCACAAACAUCUGUGUUGCUUGUCACCUCAUUUAACGCAUAGUCACUUAAGAUAUGCCCCGCAGAAGAAGCUUGCAACGCUUUGUAGGCCAAAAGAGAACUUCACUCAGUUUAUUCAUGCCAGAAACUAUGUCUCCACACCACAGAGAUUUUACCUCACCCCUCCACAAGUCAACAGCAUACUGAAGGCAAAUGAAUACAGCUUUAAAGUUCCAGAAUUUGAUGGCAAAAACUUAAGUUCUAUCCUUGGCUUUGAUAGCAACCAGCUUCCAGCUAACGCUCCAAUAGAAGACCGAAGAAGUGCAGCGACUUGCUUACAAACAAGAGGAAUGCUUCUUGGUGUCUUUGAUGGCCAUGCAGGAUGUGCAUGUGCACAGGCUGUCAGCGAAAGACUUUUUUAUUACAUAGCUGUUUCUCUGUUACCCCAUGAGACUUUACUUGAAAUAGAAAAUGCGGUAGAGAGUGGCAGAGCCCUGUUACCUAUUUUACAGUGGCACAAGCACCCCAAUGAUUAUUUCAGUAAGGAAGCCUCCAAACUGUAUUUUAACAGUCUACGAACAUAUUGGCAGGAACUCAUUGAUCUCAACACUGGGGAAACAACGGAUGUAAAAGAGGCUUUAAUUAAUGCCUUUAAGAGACUUGACAAUGAUAUUUCUUUGGAAGCUCAAGUAGGAGACCCAAAUUCUUUUCUUAAUUAUCUGGUUCUGCGUGUAGCCUUUUCUGGUGCAACUGCCUGUGUGGCUCACGUAGAUGGGGUUGAUUUGCACAUUGCUAACACUGGUGACAGCAGAGCCAUGCUUGGUGUCCAAGAAGAAGAUGGAUCGUGGUCUGCUGUGGCAUUGUCCUUUGAUCAUAAUGCACAGAAUGAAAGAGAGGUGGAGCGAGUUAAAAUGGAGCAUCCAAAGUCUGAAGAAAAGAGUGCUGUAAAACAAGAUCGGUUACUAGGCUUACUGAUGCCUUUCAGAGCUUUUGGAGAUGUCAAAUUUAAAUGGAGCAUUGACCUUCAGAAGAGAGUGAUAGAGUCAGGUCCAGAUCAACUCAAUGACAAUGAGUAUACAAAGUUCAUACCACCAAAUUACCAUACACCUCCUUACCUCACAGCAGAGCCAGAGGUUAUACAUCAUAAACUAAGGCCUCAGGACAAAUUCUUGAUACUGGCGACAGAUGGCUUGUGGGAAACCAUGCACAGGCAAGAUGUGGUUAGAAUUGUAGGUGAAUACCUAACAGGUGUUCAUCAUCAACAACCAAUAGCUGUCGGAGGUUACAAGGUAACUCUGGGACAGAUGCAUGGCCUCUUAACAGAAAGGAGAGCUCGCGUUUCUUCAGCCUUUGAAGAUCAGAAUGCAGCAACUCAUUUGAUACGCCACGCUGUUGGGAAUAAUGAGUUUGGCACUGUUGAUCAUGAACGGCUGUCCAAGAUGCUCAGUCUUCCAGAAGAGUUGGCACGGAUGUACAGGGAUGACAUCACAAUUAUUGUUGUGCAGUUCAAUUCCCAUGUUAUAGGUGCAUGUCAGAAUGAGGAGUUCUGAUUCUGAACUGAGGUGUUGAACCAAAGUUUUCAAAGAACAACCUGGCCAGUACUGCAUCUUCAGCAUAGUAAAACUUAUUCAGUUAAUAUCUGGUCAUUGGCAUUGUAGAGGGAGCAAGUAUGCUAAUAACAGUUUGCAAUAGGGGACAUUGGUCAAAAGUUUAUAAAUUAUCAGGAGAACAGAACAACUUGGGACAAAUUUGCACUAUUCUUGCUUGAGCAGUGGCUUGUAAUAGGUUACUGUAUGGCAAUGUUCUAUAGGGCAAAAAAAUCCUUAUGUUUUUCACAUGUAAAUAUAUGUUAGCAAUUUCGAUAGCUAUAUGGAACAUUGGAUGGUUUCUUGUUGUAAAACAAUUCACGUAGGGCUGAGGAUUUUUAUAUUUACGGAAUAACUGGUGUCUUCUCUUCAGGAAAGGAAAGAAACUUUUUAACAAGCUGACAAAUACUUUUAUUUUCCCUUUGGGUGGUGAAAAAUCACAGUUGAAGCAUACCUAGAAUACCAGUGUUAAAUGUAGAUGUCUUUAAGUCAUAAAUACCUUAAGCCUGUCCACAAGUAUUGGAAAUGCAAUAAUAUUUUGCUUUGAAUGACUUGCCUGCUCCUUAUAUUGGCAAGACUUCAUGCGUUUGCACAGUUCAAGAACAACAGAUGAUCACUGAAGAUCGGUUAACUAGGGGAUAGAACUAUCUUUAAAACCUUUGGCUUGCAUUAUGAAGCUGUGAUUCGUUUUCUUAAUCUUUAGACUGUCUUGCAAAAUACCACACUGUUAGCAAGUACCAAACCUGUUUCUUCUCAUUAGGCUGUGCUCCUUCUUGAAUCUAGGCAGUCAGUUGUCAUUUUGUAAAGUAGUGCAGUCUCAUGCUUUGUAGUUUGAAAUAAAGUUUGGUCUUGUGUUCUGGAUGUUUUAAGUAUCACGAGGUGAAAACUUGUCCAUAUAUCUUGGUUCCUAUGGAGACUGUUGAAGAGUGUAAUAAGACUCACAAAUAGGUAAAGUUGGCAUGCUGUAUGUUUAACCCUCCCUAGUAACACUGCAUCAUCAAUGGAAACGUUCAUCAGAAUUCCAUGACUAGUGUGUACAUUUGCUUACUUCUAAAAUUCAUGGACAUAGAAGGAAUCGGCUUUCCUGCAUAAAAGCUUCAGUGUUCUGUGGGUCUUUCGGUCAUGCUUAUGAUUGAUUCUUCAGCUGCCGUGUUCUAAAGAAUCAGUUGUCUUGGCAAUAUGGGUGUUUUUAAACAAAGUGAAGGAAUACUUGUUUGCAAACACAGAAAUAUCUGAAGCACUUGUUUUAGCACUAAUACUCUAUUUGCUUUUUUAAGCACUGAAAUUCAUACUUUAUAAGUAACAAAUGUGGAAAUACAGGUAACAGGUAAUCACAUGCUUCCUGACUGAAGGUGGUAUUGAUACUUUAUACACUUAUGUGCAUCUGAAUAAAGCUAACCUCAGAAUAUCAGAGUCUUUGAAGGCUACCUUCUACCUACUAUCUUAAUGGUGGCCUUUCCAUUCUCUGUCCAAGAAGCUUAAUUAUUCAGCUAUCUUUAGCUCACAUUUUCCAGACACUCCCAGAAUGUUCACAUUACUGUUAGUAAAAAAUCUCAUCUGUAGCAGCUUCAUUGUUUAUUGCCUUUGUCGAUGGAAUAUAGCUAAAUAUCAUUAAGUGAAAUCUUUUUUGUAUGCUGUCUAUAAAACAAACUGUUACAUUAUCUAGACUUCCUUUUUUACACCAGAAAUGUACAAUAUAUAUUGUAUAUCUCAUUUGGGUUUGGUAUAAAAAUGAAUUGGACUCUAGUCCUAUAAGUUCAGCACUUAGGGGGGCUAACUUUGUAAAAUGAAAGAACAAAACGAUGGGAUUUAAAUGAUGCAUUAUUUAUAGACUCUCUAACUAGGUAUGCUAUUGAAAUGGUAUUGUGGCUUUCUGAACAUCAAA
This is a messenger RNA of Gekko japonicus, 3703 nucleotides long. RefSeq names its product pyruvate dehyrogenase phosphatase catalytic subunit 1 (gene PDP1). The record is from RefSeq and is a predicted model, not a curated record. Bases 172 to 1782 code for a protein of 536 amino acids. Gene Ontology annotation, biological process: protein dephosphorylation. Lineage: Eukaryota; Metazoa; Chordata; Lepidosauria; Squamata; Gekkonidae. The transcript has 2 exons. Gene Ontology annotation, molecular function: protein serine/threonine phosphatase activity; cation binding.